Messenger RNA from Humulus lupulus (European hop), 785 nucleotides. RefSeq lists its product as uncharacterized. Gene Ontology annotation, molecular function: structural constituent of ribosome. The transcript is spliced from 3 exons. Gene Ontology annotation, cellular component: ribosome. The record is from RefSeq and is a predicted model, not a curated record. Bases 167 to 469 code for a protein of 100 amino acids. Gene Ontology annotation, biological process: translation. Lineage: Eukaryota; Viridiplantae; Streptophyta; Magnoliopsida; Rosales; Cannabaceae.
ACGCCCAAUAGUUUAAACAUAAACCCUAUUGAAUACUUCUCUCUCUCCCUCGAUAUCUCUCUAACCCAACCACCUGUGAGUUCCUCACCGCCAAGCACCGACAAUCGCUGCACCUUCUCGCACAGUCGCCGCUACCUAUCCCCUCGUCUGCAGAUUCAGAAUCAGUAUGAAGGUGCGUUCAUCGGUGAAGAAAAUGUGCGAAUUUUGUAGAACAGUCAAACGUCGGGGACGUGUCUAUGUGCUUUGCACAGCCAAUCCUAAGCACAAGCAACGACAAGGCGUUUCGACCUUUGCUUACCAAGGUCCGUUGCCUCCUAUGUCCUUAGGAACAAGUUACAAGCAGGAAAUGAGCUUCGGUCAAGGCUUGCAGGCAGGUCUGGCAUCUCUGGUACAGAAGAAACCUGAGCCCUCGAUGACCCCUGGAUGGAGGACGGGCUUGGCGUCUCUCCUGUUCAAAAGGAGCAAUUAGCAUCUGAAUAUCAAAUGGAAAAUUUGUGAACUGCUAAAUUUAUAGAAGUACACCUGUUUUUGUACCUCAUCUCAUUCUUAUAUUUAUGAUGUUCCUUCAGAUUUAAUGGAUUUAACCAACACCCUUCUAUUAACCAUUCUCCUUGUUAGGGGAAAAUAAAAAAAAAUUGGUUGAGCUAAUACACAAGCAUAUCAAAAUCUGGAGCUUGUACGAGCUUUUUAAAGUAGACUGUUGUCCAUUUUGUGAAACAAAGAAGUUGAGGUAGACUAGCUGCAUCACAUUGAGAAUUGACAAUAAUAUCUCUAGAUUUUGAAAA